CAGCUUCAUAUGUAUCGGCAAUCACUUGAAGUUGUCUUUGGAUACCGUCAAGUCUUUCAGCCGAAUAGAAGAAUGGCGGACGCGCAGAAGAAAGAAGCUGUUUCGGCAGCCAAAAAAUUACCUGCAGUUCCUGAGUCUAUUUUAAAAAGAAGAAAACGACGUCAAACUGCUAAAGUUGCCCGUCUUCAGGCUUCUAUCAAACAACGUGCAGCACAUUAUAAGAAACGAAAAGAAAUUUUCAAACGUGCAGAAAAAUAUGUGAAGGAAUACCGAAUGAAAGAAAGAGAUGAAAUCAGAUUGAUGAGACAAGCUAAAAGUCGUGGUAAUUACUACAUACCUGGUGAAGCACGUCUCGCAUUUGUUAUUCGAAUUCGGGGUGUGAAUCAAGUUGCUCCAAAGGUUCGAAAGAUUCUUCAGCUUUUUAGAUUGAAGCAAAUUAACAAUGGAGUAUUUGUGAAAUUGAAUAAAGCUACAAUUAACAUGCUUCGUAUUGUCGAACCUUACAUCACAUGGGGUUAUCCUAACUUGAAAUCCGUUCGUGAAUUAAUUUAUAAACGGGGUUUCGCUAAGAUUGAGCGUCAGCGAAUUCCCAUCACCAGUAACUCCAUAAUUGAACAAAAAUUAGGACGCUCUGGUAUUAUUUGUGUUGAAGAUUUAAUUCAUGAAGUUUUCACAGUUGGACCCAAAUUCAAGUACGCUAGUAAUUUCCUCUGGCCUUUCAAGCUCAACACACCAACCGGUGGAUGGCGAAAAAAGACCAAUCAUUACGUUGAAGGUGGUGAUUUUGGUAAUCGCGAAGAUAAAAUUAAUGAAUUAUUAAGGCGAAUGGUAUAAAUUUAUACUAAUGUACUUGAAAAAUAAAAAAUGUACGUUUCACAUACAA
This is a messenger RNA of Chelonus insularis, 883 nucleotides long. It is a transcript of the gene RpL7, whose product is annotated as ribosomal protein L7. The transcript has 6 exons. Gene Ontology annotation, molecular function: structural constituent of ribosome; RNA binding. The record is from RefSeq and is a predicted model, not a curated record. Lineage: Eukaryota; Metazoa; Arthropoda; Insecta; Hymenoptera; Braconidae. The coding region runs from base 10 to 834 and encodes 274 amino acids. Gene Ontology annotation, biological process: maturation of LSU-rRNA from tricistronic rRNA transcript (SSU-rRNA, 5.8S rRNA, LSU-rRNA). Gene Ontology annotation, cellular component: cytosolic large ribosomal subunit.